Molecule: messenger RNA, 1503 nt
Organism: Neoarthrinium moseri
Lineage: Eukaryota; Fungi; Ascomycota; Sordariomycetes; Amphisphaeriales; Apiosporaceae
Exons: 2
Coding region: 1-1503 (500 amino acids)
Source: RefSeq, a predicted model, not a curated record
AUGGUCGAGAUCAAAGAGCUUACCGUGGCGCAAGCCCACGAUGGAUUCAAAUCUGGCAGUUUUACAGCAAAAGACCUCGCAGCGGCGUUUCUGGACCGCAUCGCGCAGUUGGACAAAGCCGGACCGCGGAUUAACGCCAUGAUGGCUAUGUCAACUACUGCUUUAGAAGACGCUGCUGUGCUCGACGAGUACUUUAGAAAGACCGGCCAGUUCAAAGGACCACUACACGGGAUUCCUAUCGUAGCCGACACAAAGGGCAUGGUCACAACCUACGGCUCUGCCGCAACCAAGAACAACGUGCCCGACGAGGACGCCGUCGUGGUCACAAAGCUGAAGGAGGCCGGCGCCGUCGUGCUCGGCAAGACCACGGUCGCCGAGUGGGCGUGCGUUUGGUUUAGUGCCAACGGCGCAACGGACUACGAGUUCACUAAGAACCCGUACAACCUCGCGCACGACGUCGGCGCGUCCUCCGGGGGAUCGGGAGCCGCGCUGGCGGCCAACUUUGCCAUCUUGGCCGUGGGCGAGGACACUGGCGGGUCCAUCAGAGUACCUAGCUCGUUCUGUAACCUGGUUGGAAUCAGGGUGACACCGGGCCUGAUCUCGCGGACGGGCUUUUGCCCCCUGGUCAAGAACCUGGACACACCCGGGCCAAUGGCGCGGACAGUGACCGAUUGCGCACUGAUGCUGGACUCCAUGGUCGGCUUCGACCCGAAAGAUGGGUUUACCGGCUUCGCGGCCACGGCCGCAGCUCUCGGCCUCCCUCGUGGAGGUAGCUACACUGCGUACCUGGAGGAAGGCCCAUCCAAGAUAGCGAAAGCCAAGGUGGGUGUCGUGCGGCAGCGGUUCGGGUCAGACUCAGAUCCCCUGUGCAAAGCCGUCAACACCGUCAUGUCUUCGGCGAUGGCGGCGCUCGCCGCCGCCGGCACCACGUUCGUGGACGUAGAGAUCGAGGACCUGGAGCACCUCCUCGACCGCGCACAGACAUACUACCAGCGUUCACGCGCCGAUAUCAACGCCUUCCUGGCCACGAAGCCACACCUGCCGCAGGACGUCGCCGACAUGGUCCCCCUCAGCCACCCCGACAAGCCGUACAUGGACUUUGUCUGCGGUGUGGCGCACGGGCCGACCGACCCCGAGACGGACCCGAGCUACGCGGGCCGGAUCCUGGCCGGGGACGAGCUGCGGCGGCGGGUGAACUGCGCGCUGGCGGCCCAGGGGCUGGACGCGCUGGUGCUGCCGGACGUGCAGGUGCCGGCGCCGCAGCAGGCCGAUGCGACCAACGAGCGCUUCGCGGGCAAGGCGUUCCCGACCAACACGUUCCUGGCCAGCCUGGCCCGGCUGCCGGCGGUAAGCGUGCCGGCGGGCUUCACGACGGCAGAGCAGGGCACGCUGCCGGUCGGCAUGGAGUUGGUCGGGCUCGAGUUCCAGGAGCAGAACUUGUUGGAGCUGGCUAGGGGCGUAGAAGUAUUGAUCGGGGCGCGGAGGCCACCGCCGGAGCUGUGA